AGGCUGAUUCACUCUAUGGACUUAUCUAUCAUCUACGCCUGAUAAGAAACAGUCAAGUGGAGGGGAAGGCUCUUCGCAGAAAGACUCUGAGUCGGACUGCGUUAAAGGGAAUGAAGCAGCUACUUCAAGGCAGAUCCUGUGCAUCUUUAUGACCAGGAUGAGAAGAAGAAAGCAGUGAGAGCUCGCCCCACGCCCAGCGGAACGCAACACCUCUCGAAACUCCCGUUCUCCCACUCACCCGGUCCCUGUGGUCUGACACCUUCAUCCCAGAUGGAGAGAGAAAAGACAGUCCGUCUGCUGUGCCUCCUUGUUGUUCUGCUUCAAGUCGGCGAAGGCGUGGGCUGUCCCAGCCGCCUUCAUGAAAAUCUCGAGUGCUUCAACGACUUCAAUAACAUCAUCACCUGUGUGUGGAACAGCUCGGAGCACAGAGACAGGCUUUGCACGGUCUAUGCCAAAGACAAAGAGUCAAACUUAAGGUAUAAAAGGUCCUCCUGUAAACUGACGCCUGCUGACGCCUCCGGAUCAGCUCAGAGGAAAUGCUCCAUGACCUUCAGCGACGUCUAUGUCUUUACUCCUUUUGACACGUAUUCCAUCACAAUAAGAUGUGAGUCUCUGAAUGAAUCCGUGAUCAGCAUCGACUAUGAGAUACCUUGCUUCAUAAAGCUAUAUCCUCCAGGGAGGCCGCAGGUCAACUUUACCUCCAUCUCCUGGUCUGCUGAAGAGCCCAGGAACCCUAGUUUUAAAGUGUACGACUUCGAGCUCCAAUGGAAACAAUGCACAGAAUCAUGGAACGAUGCCACUACGAUACUCCAAAACGACAUUCAGUGUACUUCAGACUGCCAGGCUCAGCUGUAUGAAGAACAACUGGUAAAAGAUGAGAGCUACGAUAUGCGGGUUCGAGUCAAGCUCCACGACGAAGACUACCAACAUGCCUGGAGCGACUGGAGUCCCACUGCAUCAUGGGUAUCACCCAUAGGGAAGACAGUCCAGCGCCAGCCAACAUAUCCUGAUCCUUGGAAUAAUCCUCUGAUCAUCGGUGGUGCAGGCGUAGUGCUGGCCAUUUGUCUGAUUGUCAUCUUCUUCAGGACCAAGAAAAACACCUGGGUUUACAUUGUAAAGAAGAUCAAAGGUCCUCCCAUACCAGACCCGGAAAAGUUCUUCCAACGUAAUGGAAAUUUCCAGGCUUGGCUGAGUCCUCAGUUUACCAGCGAGUCCCUCCACGCGUUCUUGAAGCCAGUGGACAUCGUCUCCGUAGAGGUCACCAACGUUUUGGACGCCAUCACCCCCUCCUGGCCAGAAGAUGCACUGCUAGAGAAAAAGAGAUGGGAUAACAGCUGCCAGUCAGGCAACUCCAGUUACUCCAACCCCAGUUACUCCAAACUGUGCCCGGCCCCUCUCUCCUCUCUCACCAGUGGGACUUUGGAGGCCUGUGCCCCCGACUCAUCUUAUGGGCCUGCUGUAGGUAAAAAAGAAGGCAUAAAAGAAGGGAUGGACAGAGAGGAGAAGCAGAGGGAAGACUUAGAAAUUCUACAGUUGUUAUCCAAAGCUAGUGAGAGUGGUGAGACUAUGCAGAUGUCUUCAGACUAUGAGCGGGUUGAGAAACCCCAGGCUGAGCGCUGCAGGCUCCACAGCUCAGAUUCAGGCAUGGGCAGCUUCGAGGAGGAGCAGGUCAGCGAGGAGAGCCUAGAGGAAGCGGAUAGCAUCAGUAUGACCGAUGUCCAUGGGCAGCAACAGGAGGGGAUGGAGGAAAUGAAGGGAAAUGAGGCAGAUCUUCGAAGGCUGCUCGGCGAUAUGAGCUGUGGUGGUGGUUUCAGUAAAGGGUCUAUUCAGGUGUGCUCAGACUACGAGCGAGUAGAGAAGCUCCAGGCUGAGCGCUGCGGCCUCAUGAGCCCGGAUUCAGGAAUAGGCAGCAAAGGAGAGGAGCAGGUCAGUCAGGAGAGCUUGGAGGACGUCGAUGGGCCCAUGACAUCCGAAGCGUUCUGGUUUCCUCCCUCCAGCGCCUUCCGAUGCGCCCUGCCCUCUUUCACCACACUGCCCUUGAAUUUCUCCAGUCCAGGACUGGGUUCAGUGCCGGGACCUUUGCCAGGUCAUGUGCUAGAGGAGCUGGCUCUGACAGCUUCUACCGGGCCAAUAGAGCCCUCUGGUGGUGGAUACAUGCCAGUGAAAGGGGCACAGGCAUGAGAGCAAAUCUGCUCAGUAGGCUUGAACGUCAGUGCUCUACUGCACUCUGUGGCAUGCAGUGUGUGCAGCAUAUCAAUAUAACAACAUGGAAACGUCAGUAUUCUGCGUUCGAUACUGAACGCCAAAGACGCAUGUCACUUUGAUAUUGUUUCUGCGAGCAGAUCAGCUUCCAUCACUCAGGAUAAAGCAGCUUGAUUAAAGUGGAAGAAGGACGGACUUGAAAUGUCCUCGUUCCUCAUUUGUUUUGACAAACGCUGGUUAUUUGUCAGUUCACAUCUUUAACAGGCUGCAGCAUAAAAUGGAUGGACAUCACUUCCAAACCUCCUGUGCUCAGGAAGUCAGAUGUGGAACAUUACGUAUAUUCAUUGAGAGAAUAUUUUCAACCACCUC
Myripristis murdjan (pinecone soldierfish) is the source of this 2571-nucleotide messenger RNA. RefSeq names its product interleukin-2 receptor subunit beta. Gene Ontology annotation, molecular function: protein binding; cytokine receptor activity. The record is from RefSeq and is a predicted model, not a curated record. Bases 271 to 2181 code for a protein of 636 amino acids. NCBI's taxonomy places the organism in Eukaryota, Metazoa, Chordata, Actinopteri, Holocentriformes, Holocentridae. Gene Ontology annotation, biological process: cytokine-mediated signaling pathway; immunoglobulin mediated immune response. The transcript is spliced from 11 exons. Gene Ontology annotation, cellular component: external side of plasma membrane; membrane.